UACAGGGGAUGACCAGAGACUGCGGACACAGUGCAGGAGAUGACCAGAGACUGCGGACACAGUGCAGGAGAUGACCAGAGACUGCGGAACACAGUGCAGGAGAUGACCAGAGACUGCGGACACAGUGCAGGAGAUGACCAGAGACUGCGGACACAGUGCAGGAGAUGACCAGAGACUGCGGACACAGUGCAGGAGAUGACCAGAGACUGCGGACACAGGGAUGACCAGAGACUGCAGACAGUGCAGGGAAUGACCAGAGACUGCAGACAGUGCAGGGGAUGACCAGAGACUGCAGACAGUGCAGG
Staurois parvus is the source of this 305-nucleotide messenger RNA. The record is from the annotation of a GenBank genome assembly. NCBI's taxonomy places the organism in Eukaryota, Metazoa, Chordata, Amphibia, Anura, Ranidae.